AUGAGGAUUUGGGGCAGGGGUGCAGCCUCAUGGCGCACUCUAUUGUUCGUUCUGUCAUGGACAACGACGACAUUGGCAAAGGAUGAUGGACCUACAAUCAAGGUGUCCAAGUUCAAGCACCCGCCGCUGAACAUGAAUUACUUCGAAGACUCAGACGUGGUACUGUUUCAUGACAUGUCCGAGAACAACAUUUAUCGAUCCGACGAUGCUGGAGUCUCUUGGGGAAAAGUCGCAGGCGUUCCUGAUGGCGUCGCGUAUACCCUGGCCAUGCACGAGUUUGAUAACAGCCGGGCCUUCAUCAUCACCGACCGCAGAGAACACUUCAAGACCACCGACCGUGGCAAGUCCUGGGAGAAAUUUGACAGCGCCGCCCAGACGAGCCGAUACCGAGACCAGAUCCUCAGCUUUCACGCCGGUGAUCCCGAUCGCGUGAUUUUCAACGGCAUGGAUUGUGCAGGCAUAUUCUGUAACGAAGUGGCCACGUACACAACCAACAAUUUCAAGGAGGCGAAGACACUCAGGGGCUCGACCGAGGGCUGCUGGUGGGCCAAGUCCUCCGAGCUGUUCACCACUGGCAAGGACGAUCUCGACCGCCAGCGCGUCCUCUGCAUCGGUGCCGACUCGAUUUCGCCUUUCAAGGAGGAUCAGCGACUGUUCAUCUCGGACAACUUUUUCGAGAAGAUCGACGGCCAGGUACAACAAUUUGAGCCGAACCUGGAUACGAAUCACGGCAUUCAGGGAGUCGUCAACCUGGCCGUCGUCAAGAAGUACUUGCUGGUUGCCACAACAUCGAUCAACACAGACGAAAUGUCUCUCUUUGUCACCGACGACACUCUCAAGUGGCACCGCGCCAUGUUUCCGGCGGCGCACGGCCACAAGGUCAACCAGGGCGCCUACACUGUCCUCGAGGGCACCAACUACAGCAUCCAGGUCGAUGUCAUGAACACCCGUCCCUCAAACCCCAUGGGUGUUAUGUUCACGAGCAACUCUAAUGGCACCUUCUUUGUCGAGAACCUCGAGCACACGAACCGUAACGAGAGGGGCAAUGUCGACUUUGAAAAGAUCUCGGGCAUCCAGGGCAUAUUCCUCGUCAACACCGUCAAGAACUGGGAGGACGUUGAGAAGCACGGCGGCAGCAGGAAAGAAGUUGUCACUCAAAUCACGUUUGAUGACGGCAGGACUUUCCACGAUAUCAAGGCCGGCGACGAUCGAGUCCACUUACAUUCAGUGACUCACCUUGACAAUGUCGGUCGGGUCUUCUCGAGCCCUGCACCAGGCCUCGUCAUGGGUGUUGGCAACACGGGUGGCUCGUUGAAUGAUUUCGAAGAGGGAAACCUGUUCGUCUCGGAUGACGCCGGUGCCUCCUGGAAGAAGGCUCUGGACGGCCCUCACAAGUACGAGUUUGGUGAUCAAGGUUCGCUACUAGUAGCUGUCAAGGACUCCAAGAAGGACGACGUCGGCGAGGUUAGCUACUCCUUGGAUCACGGUCUCAACUGGAAGACAGCGGCGCUUCCUGAUGGCCUCAAGCUCAAGCCUGAGAUCAUCACAACCACCCAGGACUCCACUAGCCUCAAGUUCAUCCUUGUCGGGUCCUCUGGAGGUGACAACUACCAUGUUGUAGCCCUCGACUUCGGGGGCCUGCAGGAGAAGACUUGCGAGGACAAUGACAUGGAAGACUGGCCAGCCAGGGACGCCGACUGUUUCCUGAAGAAGGAGUUCAAGGACCCGAUUCCCAAGACUGAGGACUGCGAGUGCUCCGACGCGGAUUUUGAGUGCGACUACAACUUUAUUCGAAAGGAUGGCGAAUGCGAGAAGGCUGGACCGAUAGUUGCCCCCGAUGAGGCUUGCAAAAACGCUGGCCCUGACACCAGUUUCAAGGGAUCUUCGGGCUGGCGCUUGAUACCCGGCAACACGUGCAAGCGAAAGGACGGCUCGCAGAAGGAUGACCCGGUUGACAGAAAAUGCUCCGACGUUGUCAAUUCCCCGGCGCCACCUGCAAGUGGAGAUAUCACUGCUACACAGCACAUUUUCAAAGAUACCAAGCUCAACGACUUUGAGAAAAUCUAUCUUGAGCGCGGCGACUCGAGCUCCGACUCGGACGAGACCGUCAUUGCAAGGGCAGUUGAGUAUGAAAAUGAUGGUUCGAUGAGGGUCGAGCAGCGCGUGUACCGCACGCGGGACCACGGCAAGAAGUGGGACGAGAUCUUGGAGAAGGAGGAAAUUAGGGGCAUCUAUCCUCACCAAUAUUUCAAGGACGCCGUUUUCUUCACCACCAAGUCGAGGAAAGUUUGGUACACGAUCGACCGUGCCGAGCACUUCCACGAGUUUGAGGCUCCUUCAGACCCCGGCUCCGGUAACCCACUGUCGUUCCAUCCUGACAAGAAGGACUGGCUCAUCUGGGUAGGCCAGAAGUGCGAGAAGGUGGACGGUAAAGAACAGUGCUUCAAGGAGGCCUCCAUUUCCAGGGACCGAGGCGACAACUGGCGGACGGCGCUGCGUUACGUUCAAAAGUGCGAGUUCACCGGCCGCUCCACCUACAAGUUUAGAGAUAUGCGGCAGAUUGUAUGUCUCACCCACAAGCGUGAAGACAAUGAAUCCGACAACCCCAAAGUUAUCGUGUCGAGCAAUGACUUUUUCGAAGAAGAUAAGCAGGUGCGCGAGUCGAACGUCAAGGACUUUGCGACUAUGGCCGAAUUCAUUGUUGUCGCAGCCGAGGACAAGGAGCAGAAGGGACUUCGAGCGCUGGCCAGCCUUGAUGGUGAAACGUAUGCCGCAGCUCAUUUCCCCUACAACUUUGAGGUGUCUCAUCAGAACGCAUACACCGUCCUUGACAGUUCUACGCAUGCGGUAAACCUGUUUGUGGCUACUCAGUUGGAGAAGAAUCAGCGCCAGGGCAGUAUUCUCAAGAGCAACUCAAACGGCACGUCCUAUGUCAUGAGCGCUCCGAAGGUCAAUUGCGACAACAAUUACUUUGUCGAUUUCGAGAAGAUUAUUGGGCUUGAAGGCGUCGUGCUCAUCAACUCGGUGACGGGCAAGGACAAGAAGGGCAACAAAAUCCUGCGCACUGAGAUCUCCCACAACGAUGGAUCGCAGUGGGCAUAUCUCCCGCCGCCCAAAGCCGACGUCAACGGCAAGGCAUACGGAUGCAGCAGCACUUAUGGUGACGAAAAGUGCGCACUUCACCUCCACCACUACACUGAGCGUCUCGACAAAAAGAAGACAUUCUCAGCCGCCAGUGUGGCUGGUCUCAUGUUUGGCUACGGCAACAUUGGAUCGAGCCUGGGUCCGAUCGAGGAGGCAGAUACCUUUAUGACGACGGAUGCCGGCAUCACAUGGAAGAGCGUCAAGAAGGGCGCCUGGACAUGGCAAUAUGGCGACCAGGGUUCCAUUGUCGUUUUGGUGCCGCGUUCGACCGAGGACAAAAAGGCCAAGACCAAGUCUAUCUCGUACACGACCAACGAGGGCAAGGACUGGAAGGACUUUGAAUUCAGCCAAGAGGAGGUCACGAUACUCGAUAUCACCUCGAUUCGUACUGGCAGCUCGCGCAACUUUCUCCUGUGGUGCAGGUCAAGCGAUGGCAAGACCUUCUCCGUCAAUCUUGACUUCACUGGCUUGACGGAUCGUCCCUGUGUGAACCCGGAGAGCGGAGACUCAGACUACUACCUCUGGUCGCCCACGCACCCUCUCCAAGACAAUGAGUGUGACUACAACUUUGAGCUUGACCCCCAUAAGCAGUGCAGCCUCGUGCCCGGCAAGAAGCCUCUGUCCGCAGAGCAGUACUGCAAGGAGAACCCGGACGCCGUAUCUUACUACGAGCCGACAGGCUACCGCCGCAUUCCUUUGACAACGUGUGUCGGCGGCACGGAGCUUGACAAGAUAUCCGAGGCCCACCCGUGCAAGGGCAAGGAAGAAGAAUUUGAAAAACUACGCGGCACAUCGGGCGUUGCCAUUUUCUUCGCCAUCGUCAUACCCAUCGGCAUCGCGGCCGCCGUCGGCUGGUGGGUGUGGCGCAACUACGGCAGCCAGUUUGGGCAGAUCCGUCUCGGUGAGUCGAGCGGUUUUGACAAUGACGCGCCGUGGGUCAAGUAUCCCGUUAUCGCCGUGUCGGCGGCCGUGGCCGUCGUGGCGGCCCUUCCGCUGCUCGGCUCGGCGCUCUGGCGGACGGCAUCGUCAGCGUAUGAGCGGGUGAGCGGCGGCGGCAGCGGCGGCGGCAGCUGGCUUAACGGCGGCGGGCAGAGGCGGUUUACCACGAGAGACAGUUUUGCACGGGGGCGCGGGGACUAUGCAUCUGUUGACGAUGACGAAGGCGAGCUUCUGGGUGACGACAGCGAUGAGGAGGUCUGA
Messenger RNA from Verticillium alfalfae VaMs.102, 4344 nucleotides. Its product is annotated as vacuolar protein sorting/targeting protein PEP1. The transcript is spliced from 3 exons. The record is from RefSeq and is a predicted model, not a curated record. The coding region runs from base 1 to 4344 and encodes 1447 amino acids. Lineage: Eukaryota; Fungi; Ascomycota; Sordariomycetes; Glomerellales; Plectosphaerellaceae. Gene Ontology annotation, biological process: Golgi to endosome transport; protein targeting to vacuole; Golgi to vacuole transport. Gene Ontology annotation, molecular function: protein binding. Gene Ontology annotation, cellular component: Golgi apparatus; membrane.